Messenger RNA from Ceratitis capitata (Mediterranean fruit fly), 829 nucleotides. RefSeq names its product ubiquitin-like-conjugating enzyme ATG10 (gene Atg10). The coding region runs from base 117 to 737 and encodes 206 amino acids. Gene Ontology annotation, biological process: protein lipidation; protein modification by small protein conjugation; macroautophagy. Lineage: Eukaryota; Metazoa; Arthropoda; Insecta; Diptera; Tephritidae. The transcript has 4 exons. Gene Ontology annotation, cellular component: intracellular anatomical structure. The record is from RefSeq and is a predicted model, not a curated record. Gene Ontology annotation, molecular function: Atg12 transferase activity.
UCAAAUGCUUGUAAUGCUUAUAUAUAUAGCCGCUUAAAACAUAUCGUCUAGAAAUCUCGAUUUGCGAUUACCUUCAAGAAAAGAGUUUUUUUAAAAGCGUAUACUAAAGGUUAUAAAUGGCUAAUACCGUUAAUAUGAGCUGGGAAGAGUUUUUGCAAGAAGCUGAAGAGUUCAAAAAUAUUUCUGAUCGUCUAGGUGACUCUUGGACCUUAUGUAAGAAGGGUGACGACGCAUGCAAUACAUACCUUGUGUACGAACAAAAAAUUUUAAGCACUGUGGACCUAAAACCUACUAGUGAUCCUUUUGAAGAAAGCAAAUAUUGUACAGAAGAUAUAACUGCAGCGUCAGGGCCAAACAAUGAUUUAUUGAAAACAGAAUAUCAUGUAAUCUACAGCUUGCCAUAUCAAGUACCGGUAUUAUAUUUUCGAUUAUAUCGCAGUGAUGGUAGUUUGGUAAGCAUUGAAGAUGCGUGGCGCAUCUUUCGUGGCUACGGUGGCAAUGCAAGCACUACGCUCUCGCCCCACCAGCGAACCAAUGAUGAUAUGCUAAAUAUUAUGACACAACUAGAACAUCCUGUUUUACGAAAACCUUAUUAUGCUUUACAUCCGUGUCGUACGGCUGAGUUGCUAGCGAACACUGGAAGAAGUCGAAAUCGUAUACUCACAUUUAUCAGUUUGAUGGGACCUUAUGUACAACUAACUCUAAGAAAUGAAUACGGCAUGGAGUAUGCGGAGUAACGGAUAUUUUCCACAACUAUUAAGAUAAUAACAUUUAUUUACUGGGCUUUUUAUGUAAUCUAAAAAAUUUAAAGGAUGAAUAAUAUAUAACA